This is a messenger RNA of Artibeus jamaicensis (Jamaican fruit-eating bat), 3837 nucleotides long. RefSeq names its product cytochrome P450 4V2. Bases 348 to 1925 code for a protein of 525 amino acids. Gene Ontology annotation, molecular function: heme binding; monooxygenase activity; iron ion binding. The transcript has 11 exons. The record is from RefSeq and is a predicted model, not a curated record. Lineage: Eukaryota; Metazoa; Chordata; Mammalia; Chiroptera; Phyllostomidae.
CACAAUUCUAAUUUCGCCCCGUUGCUUUCCCAGGAGGGACUGGAAGGCUCCGCCCUAGUCCCCAGCGACAGGGUGGCCCUGGCAACAGAAUGUCCCCGAUUCUGGGUCUCGGGGCUUGUGCUUACUGGCUGCAGCUCACUCGGGGUGCGGCGGGAGGAGGACGCCAACUAGCCCUGCGCCACCACUCCGCGCUCCCAGAAGCUCCCGCAACGGGCUCGCCCUGCGAACCCGCCUCCGGGAGUUUCGGGACUCCUCCCCGCGCCCCCCAGCCAAAGGAAGCUCCUGGAUCACUCCUUGGCCUGGAUGCCCUACAUCUCAGUCCCCGCAGGUAGCUAACGACUGGCGCCAUGAUGGCACAGUGGCUGGUGCACAUCGGCCAACAGCUGCUGCUCUGGGGCGCUUUGAGCGCCGUCUCCCUGGCUGGCAUUGCCGCGAUCUUGAGACUCCUGCAGACGCUGGCGAGCUACAGGCGGAUAUGGGUGAAAAUGAAGUCGCUCCCGGUCGUUGACGAGAAAUUCUACCCUUUUGUGGGACAUUUACUACAGCUGAAGACAGAUUCGAGAGAAUUUUUUCAGCAGCUAAUUGAGUACUCUGAAAAAUGCCGAUCUUUGCCAUUUACCAUAGUCUGGCUUGGUCCCCUGCCGAUGGUGGCCAUGUAUAACACAGAAGUUGUGGAGGUGAUUUUAACAAAUUCAAAGGAAAUUGACAAAUCCUAUACAUACAAGUUUCUAGAACCAUGGCUUGGCCUAGGACUCCUGACAAGUACUGGCUACAAAUGGCGCUCCAGGAGGAAAAUGUUAACACCCACUUUCCAUUUUACAAUUCUGGAAAGUUUCUUGGAUGUCAUGAACGAACAAGCAAAUGUACUAGUUAACAAGUUGAACAAACACGUCGACGGAGAGGCCUUUAACUGCUCAAUUUACGUCGCUCUCUGUGCCUUAGAUAUCAUCUGUGAAACAGCGAUGGGCAAGAAUAUCGGUGCCCAGAGUAAUGAUGACUCCAAGUAUGUCCGUGCAGUUAAUAGGAUGAGUGAUCUGGUACAUCAGAGGAUGAAGCAGCCCUGGCUCUGGUUUGAUUUUUUGUACCUUAUGUUUAAGGACGGAUGGGAGCACAAAAGGACCCUACGAAUUGUACAUAAUUUUACCAACAGCGUCAUCAAUGAACGGGCCAAAGAAAUAGAGAGAGCUGAAGAAUGCCAGAGUGAUGAGAAGGACACUACCCCCUCCAAAAAGAAGCACAGGGCUUUUCUUGACUUGCUUUUAAAUGUGACAGAUGAUGAAGGAAGGAAGCUAAGUCAUGACGAUAUUCAAGAAGAAGUGGACACAUUCAUGUUUGAGGGUCAUGACACCACUGCAGCUGCCAUGAACUUGGCCUUGUAUCUAUUGGGUUCUUAUCCAGAAGUCCAGAAAAAAUUGGACAACGAGCUGGACGAAGUGUUUGGGCAGUCCGAUCGCCCUGCCACCUUAGCAGACCUGAAGAAACUGAAAUAUCUGGAGUGUGUUAUCAAGGAGACCCUUCGUCUUUUCCCUCCUGUUCCUUUUUUUGCCCGUAAUCUUACUGAAGAUUGUGAGAUUGGCUAUACCAUUGCCAAAGGCUCCCAAGUCCUCAUCUUUCUCUACUCGCUGCAUAGAGACCCGCGGCACUUCCCCAAUCCGGAGGAAUUCCAGCCAGAGCGUUUCCUUCCCGAAAAUUCCACAGGACGCCAUCCAUACGCAUAUGUGCCCUUCUCUGCUGGACCCAGAAACUGUAUAGGUCAAAAGUUUGCCAUGAUGGAAGAAAAGGUCAUUCUUUCCUGCAUCCUGAGGCACUUUUGGGUCGAAUGCAGCCAGAAAAGAGAAGAACUUGGUCUGAUGGGAGAUCUGAUUCUUCAUCCGAGUAACGGCAUCUGGAUCAAGUUGAAGAGGAGAAAUGUCCGUGAACCCUAACUUUAGUCUAGUGCUGUGCAUGUCUCCAGAAUAAGAUUUUUCUCUAAGGGAAACUUAAUCGUCAGUUCAAUUCCCUUCAUUCCUAGACCUAACUUUUUCUUGUCACCACUUACCCUGGGGUAAAGUCUACCAAACAGAGAGUUUUUAUAUAUUUAAAAUGGCCAUAUCUCUCAUCCCUGGUCUUGAUCCCAAAAGGAGAGUUAACUGAUGUCUAUACCCAAAUAAAUGUGUAAGUUUCUCAACAGAGGGACCCAUAGUCCACUUCAAUUUCAAUGGACAGACCCAAAGGGUAUAAUUCCAUUGAGGUUGCAGAGUUUUUUUAAGAUACUCUUGUUGACUCAGGAACAUAUAUGUUUGGGCACACAUAUAAAUUUCAUUUGAGAAGGGUGAGUAAUUAAGUACUUUGACUGAAGGGGCUUAAGUUUUAAAAAUUAUAUCAGUGGCAUUAGUUAUGGGAGUAUUUAUUAUUGUGAUGCUUUUCAGAUUAUAUCAGGGAAGGUACGUCAUUUAUAAGUUGACCUAUAGGUUCUGCUUUUAUCUCCCUUUUAACUAUGUACUUGCAAGCUUCAUUUCAUUCUACAUAAUGUCACAAUGACCUUUGUCCAUCAUGUAUUAUGAGGAGAGAUUCCUUUUCAUAAUCUCUAAUCCCUCACUGUACCUCAAAAUGCUGAUUAAGGGCUUUUGGAGCUGGAAGCACCUUAGAUCUUACUUAGUUAUCCUCCUGUUCAUUAGAAGUAAUGGAAGAGAUCAAUGGGAGGUAAGUUUCUGUCCAAAGUCAUGCCGGUGCUGAAAAUAGAAAGAGGUCUAUACUCUCGGUCUCUCCACUCCCAGAAUGAUACACUUCUACUGCAAUAUGCUCUUGCUUGUGAAGCUCAUAUCUGUAACUGCGUGUGUCAGUAGAGCACAGGUCUGGAAGUCUUCCAUCGUUAAUGAAGAGGGAAACUGCACAGGCACAUUGAGCAACCCAGCAUUGUCUCAGUGUAGGGUUAACCUCCAAGGAAAUGCGAUCUUCCAGAACACACCUACCAAGCAGAUAACCAACACACAUCCUCUGAAUUUCAGUUCCACCGAUCAUGUCUCUACUCACUCAGUGGCUUGAAAAAACUUCUUUUAAUAGAUACUUUUAAUAAGAUGGUUUCUUCAAUUUUCUCAAAGAAUAGCAGAAGCAACAAGUUAAGAGAAUGGAAUGUCCAUUCUUUAAUGGAUAUCAAAGGAAGAGGUUCACAAACCAAACCACUUGGCAAACAUUACAGGCUGAGGCAUUGCAGGUUGGGUCAACCAGGGUGCCCGCUCUACUGACUCCAAGAGUCAGCGCAGCCCCCAAGUUGCUGAGAAAAACUCAAGGAAGUAUAUGAUACCAUUGAAAAUGAUUCCCAGGAUAUGAUAAACUUUGUUAUCUAGAAAUUGGGUCUACGUAGAAAAUCUGUUCCCAGAUGACUUUGGAUAAUUAAAGUUUUAUUGCUACAAAUUAAUAUUUCUCAAUUUUAUGCACUUACAUUUAAACCUUGCCUUUUAAAAAUCUUCUCAGUGACUCUAUACUAGACAUGAAAUUAAAUUUAAAGUAAACCAUUGCUUCAGGUUACUAUUUGGCCCCAGAGAAAAUAUGUUAUUCAUAUUGUAAUUGUAAAUUCCCUUAAAUUGUGUCUCAGUUGGAUGGAGAAAGUAUGUUAUGGUCUGUAGUAUCCAAAUGAAGAUGCUGACUUUCUUGUAAAUAAGAGAAUGAUCAAAUAUCUGUUCGUGUGCCUGUAGUCUGUCAUGCUCCUGCUUGAAAGGAACAUCUUAAGAAAAGUAAAUCACAUUUUAAACAUGGCUGCUACACUGUGUUCUGAGAAUUGAGGUCAGUGUGAAAUACAGAUAACUUUCAAAGGUAAAUUAGUAGGUGACUGAUUCAUCAAUAAAGGAAAUCAAAGGA